Molecule: messenger RNA, 5670 nt
Organism: Bemisia tabaci
Lineage: Eukaryota; Metazoa; Arthropoda; Insecta; Hemiptera; Aleyrodidae
Product: ubiquitin carboxyl-terminal hydrolase 3
Biological process (GO): protein deubiquitination
Molecular function (GO): zinc ion binding; cysteine-type deubiquitinase activity
Source: RefSeq, a predicted model, not a curated record
CCCUGACUUAUUCAACUCGCGACCUGCAGCCCGUUUUGAAGUACGUAACGUAUCACAUUUUUGGCCCUAGAUUUUCGAAAUCCCUAUUGUUUUCUUUCGUAUAUUUCCUUCUUUGUCGGUGUGAAUGCCGAAUGGUAAUUUAACAAUGGAGUGUCCUCAUAUUUCUGUUAAUGUUAAAAUUGACUCCAAAGUUGUGAUCAAAGAUUCAUCCAAAGACUGGCAAUGCGCAGAAUGUCUUUCAACUGUAAGUCCAUGGAUUUGUUUGUACUGUGGUGUAGUCCUGUGUGGUCGAUACGUAAAUGGCCAUGCUAAGCGUCACUCAGAAUCACAAGUGAAUCAUGUUGUUUGCAUGGAUUGUGAAAAUUUAUCUGUAUUUUGUUAUUCUUGUGACGAAUUUGUGGAAAACGAUACAAACAAUAGUCAUAUAUCUCGUUUAAGAGCUGAAUUUCACUACAAUGGAAAAAGAUCGAAAACACCAAGCGAAAACACAGAUCAAGAAGGCAGUGAUUCGGCGCAAAACUGGAGUAGCUCUUCCUCUAAUAGCGAACAGAGUGGUCGGAGAUUGCGACCUCGAUCCAGGAAAAGGUCCAGCUCCUUUGAAAGCAGCUCCAGCCUCACAGAAAAUGGAGAAUGCAAAAGUACUAGAUCAAGGAAUGGUGAUGAAAAGCGGCUCAAACGUACGAGUAUCUCCAGUGAAGACACACCAUCAAAAGCGAAGAUAGCAAAAAAAGUUGUCGGCCUAAGAAAUUUAGGCAACACAUGUUUUAUGAAUGCAGUACUUCAAUCAUUAAGUAAUAUCUCUCAGUUUACCCUGUACUUCAAAAGACUGCCUUCUUUAGACACAAGUAAAUUAAAUUCUCCAUCACCCACGGGACGUAAUCGACUGUAUCAGUCGAGGUCUAUCAAGGAGCUUAGUGAUGCAGUCAUGGCAGAGGAACUUCGGAAAGUCCUAAUCAAUCUAACUGACCAUGGCACUAAGGGUGCCAUCUCUCCAGAAUCAUUGUUCCUUGUCAUCUGGAAAGUUGUCCCGCGUUUCAGGGGCUAUCAACAGCAAGAUGCACAUGAGUUUCUACGCUAUAUGUUAGAUAGAUUACAUACGGAGUUAUUACAUCUUCUGCCGAACUCAACUUUUAAAGACAGUUCUUAUUUCUCUCUUGGUCAGAAGAGUCGCUCAUCCAUAGUCACGACUGUUUUCGGAGGCAUGCUUCAAAGUGAGGUCCGCUGUUUGAACUGUAGUGUAGAGUCAAAAAAGCAUGACCCUUUUCUGGAUCUUUCUUUAGAUAUUCCUGAUGUUAAGUGUCAACAAACUAACAAUAAGAAAUCGAAAGUAGAAUCAACGCCUUUGUUUACAAUUUUAGAUUGUUUAACUAGUUUCAUCCAAGUGGAAGAACUAGCAGAGACAGAACUUUACUACUGUAACAACUGUAAAAGCAAGCAGAGAUCAACUAAACGCUUCUGGAUCAGAAGAUUACCGAAUGUUUUGUGUUUACAUUUGAAAAGAUUUCGGUGGAACAACUUCUUUCGCACCAAAAUCGACACAUCAAUCGCCUUUCCGGUGACAGCUUUAGAUAUGUCUCAAUUCGUUCUGAGCGAUCUGCGAGACACACGCCUCUCUGGGACAGGUACUAAUUUAUACGAUCUAGCAGCUGUGAUAGUUCAUCACGGGUCAGGGGCUGGUUCAGGCCAUUACACAGCUUUCGCAGUGAACGAAGGACAGUGGUUUCACUUUGAUGAUAGUUCAGUCCGAAUUUCAACAAUGAAAGCGGUUGAAAAGUGCAAGCCCUACAUAUUGUUUUAUAUUAGAAGAGAGUUUCGCUUACCUUCUGUUCAAUCGUGAAGGUGUAACGUUUGAAACUUGUACUUGACAUGAAGCUACUAAUGUGAUCUCUGUUGGAAGAAGUUAGUUUCUCUUAAAGUUUAUUUAUUGCGACAGUUUUCUCUUUUUUUUCUCUAUCUUCAAGUGAGCUUUUAGGAGAUCUGUAGUUAAAGAUUUUUUGAACUGUACAAUUUUGUCGAUGAGUUCUCUUUUUGACAGGAGGCUUUUGGAUCCCUUAGAGAUCUAGUUUUUGCACCAGAAAUUCUCAUGCCUAGAAAAGGAAUAAAAAAAGAAUUAUUUACUAAAGUUCCUCUCGAUAAAGCAAACUAGUUCUCUGUUGAAAAUUCAAGGUAUCUUUUGUAUUCGACCGUGAUUUUUUUGUUUUUCGAACCUCUUGCAUUUUUUGUUUAGAUUGUAAAUUAUCUCUGUGAUUUAUUUUAUUUUGUAACCUCAAUAAUUCUACUCUAUCAUUGUGAUGAAACAAAGAAUUUCACCACAAAAUCGAACCUAAGUCAUAAAAGAAUUAUAAAAUAGACUAUUCCGGGCGGUUUAUUAAUCGUGUCAGAACUGAUUUUAAUGUUAUAAGAAUAUAGACUUCUUCAUGAACCGUGUCAAAUGCUUUGAUGCAGUAAUGUUUCUCAGCUUCAUAUAUUUUGAAUGAUUCGUCUUUAUCUACUUCUUUGUCCAACGUACAUUAAUGAUAUCUAAUCUCUCGAAUAUUUGUUAGUGUUAAUGAAUACUAAUGUACAGAUUUUACUCUAUGACAAGUAUAUCAAUAGCUUUCAUAGGAGGGAUUUGCCCUCAGCAGAAUCAAAAGUGGCAGAGAUUUUUAAAGUGUUUCUAUUCAGAAUUGAGAUGUUUAUUUUGCUCAGUUUCAACUUAAGCUCCAUUACUGCUCAUAUUUUUGUCUACCUCCUCUAGUUGCAAAUUAAUUAGUUGUUAUUUUCUCUCCUUUUUUAAAUUUUUUUUUUUAUCCAAGUAUUCAACUUUAAUUACCCAUUUUGAAAUUAUUCAAAUAUUUGCCGCAAUUUUCAUGAGUUUCAAUGACUGACAUAGAUUGGGGUCAAUGUUCAUCAGAGAACUUGGCAAUCGAUGUAGGCACAGUCUUAAUUUAUUUCUUCAUCAUUGACUCAUUACUUUCUUGACCAUUUACUUUUGAGUUUUGUACGCUAAGUUUUGUUCCUUUUAAUGUAUCCAAAGUCUUGUGCAUGAAGCUGUAGAUAGACUGUAAUCUUGGAAGGAAUUUUUUUAGAUUUUUGGUACCAUGUAGCAUCUCCCCUUUCGUAGACAGAUAGCAUUGCUCAAUAAAUCUUGGACCUCUUUCAUACAGGUAUGAAGGUUCUUAAGAAAAUUACUCCUAAUCAGAAUUUCCAAUUUUAGAUGGAUGUGCUCCAACCUGUUACCGGAGUAAUUUUGAACAAUUAAGAAAUGAAAUUUUCUUUAAAACGUAAAUAAGUUAGUCCAUCUGCUAAGUUUAAUGCUCAGACUGUCCUCAUCAUUUAGUCAGCUUAUCAAUAUUUUGAUAAUUUUAUGAUCGGAAAACACUUGCAGAAAAUACUAGGGUUCAAACAUUCCUCCAUCUGCUAUUAUUAAUUUAUGAAAUCCCAACUUACAAUAGUCCUAAAUAAGUAAAAAAAAUUGGUAAAAGAACACCUUGAAGAUCAGCCCUAGAGAUUAAAGCAACAGUAUAGAAGAAGAAAUAACUAAAAAAGAAAUCACUUGUAUGAGUAUCAAAAUGACUAUCAGUGCAGUAUUUAUAAGUGGAUUUUUUACAGAAAACUGUAUCUGGCCAGAUCAAUUUCUUUUUGGGGAAGUGGAAUGCCAGAAAGAGGAAUUUUUAGGAAUGUUCUCAAUGGUUCUUCAAGGCAUCAGUGAUCAUUGUUUGUAAUUAUGUAUGCACUGAAUAUGUGAGAGUGAGUGAUUUGCCUAUCAAAGUUUUCCUGGAAAGGUUCCACUUCAAUCCUGGUUCCAUCUCAAUCUUUGACAUGGAUCAACAUUUGUACUCUAUUGUAGCAUAUGUAGCAACAUUCUAUUGUUGUGAAUAUUUUUCUUUAUUUUUUAUUUAACGCAUUUUCGAAUUUCCCAUAGUUGAUACCGUGCAAUACUCGUGUAAUGGCUCCACCGAAAAUCAGACUUUUGAUUCUCAAUUAGGUACUAUGUUAACUUAUUCAAAUUUCACCCACCCUGAAUCUUCUAAGUGAAAAAUAUAUACCAGUUAAGUCGAAAAAGCCUGCGCUCUCUUCUAAAAAUCAGAUAGGCACCAAUAAUUAAGCCUUGACCUUGACAUUUGAAGGAGUAUUUUGAUAGUGUGACACAGGCUAUAACUCUUGUUUAAAUUCUAACAAUACAAUAAGAAUACGCCUCAUUAUCAGAUGCUGAUGAUACGCACUGUCACAAAAAGAGAGGGGAGGAUAAUAAUUAAAGCUUUAGGUUAUCAAUGAUAGCAGUGGCGUGGCGUGCUUUGCGACGUAUCAAUUGAUCAGUCAUUUAAACCUAUGGAAAAGGAUCGAUGAACAGGGUGUUCAUAGCGAACAUCUUAAGAAUCGAUUCUUUACCAUAGGAUUAAAUGGCAUAACAAUCGAUACAUCGCAAUUCACGCCACGCCACUGAAUGAUAGACGAUGAAUUCCUCUUCCGUACUCGACACAUAAAUAAAUGUUUCUCAGAAAUUUCAUUAAAUAUAAAAAAAAAUUUGUUGAUGAUUCGUGUCGGUUUUGAUUACUUACUUAACUUUCAUGAAUAUGUAAUUCCAAUGUCUGCAAAUUAUAAUGGUAUUUUCUAAAGUUGAAGUCCUGACCUUAGGAAGUACUCAAAUGGUGUUUUUCCCUUCAAUAACGUUUGUUACCUUCCAACCUGGCAGUUUAAUCUAUUCUCAGCGCUUGAGACAGGGCCUGUUGAUAACUUCUGCUAGAGUAAAAAGAAGUAUUGUUUUCUAUAGAAAAUGGCUCAAAAAUCAUAAUAAAUGCAUCGGGGAAGUCUGAAAGUCACUCCUAACUUCAAAAUCUGCGUAAAAAAUAUUAAAUUUUUUUGAGUUCUUUGCUUCAGAAAAGCUAUGGCACAGGUGAACAUUUCUUAAGAGGAGUCUUUCCUCUAACCUUUGCCCACUAAAAUACUACACAAUAUUCAACAUGACUGACACCAACCCACAGAAACACAUGUAGCAAGACAGAAUUUUAUCAAUCAGCGUGUUUAUAUUUACAUUUCCUUCUCAAAGAUAUAGACUAUGAUGCUUUCUCAUGAUUUGCGUUGGGAAGCGUCAGCUAUGUUGAAUAUCGUUUAGCAUCCUAGUGCAAAAAGAUUGGAUGGGCAGACUCCUCUUACGAAAUAUUCACCUGUGUUACAGUAUUGUUUUUGAAGCGGAAAGCCUAAAAAAACGCUUACUUCUUACGCAGAUUGCAAUGUGAAAAGUGCAUUUCAGACUUUCCCGAUACACUCAUUGUGAUUUUUGAGUCAGUUUUUAUAAGACUUAACUCUUCUUUUUGCUCUAGCGAAGGUUUGCAACAGGCUCAUGAAGUAGGAAUUCUCAGACAUAAAUUAAACGCAUGAAUUCUUAAACUUUUUUGUUUUUACUAAUGACGCUGUACAUAACUUCGAAUGAUCGUUGUUUGAUUUAAAUAAAUUUCUUUAUUUCUUGCUUAUUUCUCCUGGAAUCGUGACAUCAGUUCAACUUGUGCACACAAGUUUAUUUUCUAUGUUGCUGUUUAAUUUUAACUCUAUUUUUCUCGGCGUCAGCUCUUAAUAUGUCUAAGCUGUACAUUGUUUAUCAUAAGAGUUAAUAUAGUAAAACAGUAUUGUCUGUCUAAAAUGUAAAUAUUUUUAGUAUCAAAAUACAUUGAAUUGCAUUUUUGAAAUGUA